Molecule: messenger RNA, 1392 nt
Organism: Eupeodes corollae
Lineage: Eukaryota; Metazoa; Arthropoda; Insecta; Diptera; Syrphidae
Product: abscission/NoCut checkpoint regulator
Exons: 4
Coding region: 97-1137 (346 amino acids)
Biological process (GO): mitotic cytokinesis checkpoint signaling; abscission
Cellular component (GO): midbody; cleavage furrow; centrosome
Molecular function (GO): phosphatidylinositol-3-phosphate binding; metal ion binding
Source: RefSeq, a predicted model, not a curated record
UCAGAAGUUCUAAUUUCUAUUUCUAAUUUUUGUACUUCUUCAAAAUAAAUUAGUUACUUUAUAAAAAAAAUAAAAUAUAGCUAAUAUUCUAAUAAGAUGUCAUGCUACGCAUGUAUGCGAAAAUAUGGAAUAUUUUGCAAAGAGUCUGGAUGCGCCAAUUGUGGAUAUUCCUUUUGUCUAAAAUGUCUCAAAAACGAAAUUGAAGUUCCUCGCAAGAAUAAUCAGAAACUGAAAGUUUGCUUGAGGUGCUUCGAGACACUUAAAGCUGUAGGGGCAACUAAUAGCAACAAGGACUCUGCGCUUAACUCGACCAAAUUAAAUACUAAACUCGAACCGAAUGAGAUAUUUCAAAUAACUGAUCCGAUAAAUUCACUAGGUCCUGUCCUGGAGCCUAUUUCGUCCACAAGCAAUGCAACUCAAAGCAAAAACACAGAUUCGGAUGAAAUUACCGACAACUUAGACCUGGAAAUACAAAGACGACUCAAAGGCCUCAAGGGAAAUGGGGAUGAUAACUUAGAUGAGGAAAGUCUCCGUUUGCGUUUGUGUAAUCUGCAAGGAUUCAAACCGAAGGACUAUUCGAAAAAAGAUAUUCUCCUAUCGACAGACAAACGCACCGAACAGGAGAAGAUAAACGACCUCUUGAAACAGUUUGUCGAAGAAAAAGAUAUUGAUUCUAAUGUCGCAGGAGGAGGCACCACCAAUGAUCCCAUAACCGACAUUGAAAGGCGUUUAGCUGCAUUAAGAGAUUCGGAUCCAUCUGAUAUGACUAAAAAACCAACGACAGACGCAAAUACACCAAGUGAUAACGAGGAAGACGAUGAAACCAUGCUUAAAAACAUAAUACAACGGUACGUGGAUGAAGUUCGACUGCCCACUGCAAGUGGUAGUGAUGCACUUUUGACAGAAGAACCAUUGCAACCCGUUGCAACAACCCAUCCCAACUCAACGGAAGCAACAGAAGAACUUCCUUGGUGUACGAUAUGCAAUGAAGAUGCUGUAUUGCGAUGUCAAAGCUGUGAUGGUGAUUUGUUUUGUAGAAAUUGUUUCAAUGAGUGUCAUCAAGAUGACGAAGAAUGGCGUGGCCAUGCAACUCAACCGUACAGCAAGCCACCAACAUUCAAAGAAGAUCACUUCUAAUAUUUUUGUUUUUAAUUUCAAAAAAUAAGUUAAAGGUUUUUUUUAAUCUUAUUUUUGGCCUAGAGAAAUUAUUUAAAAUUAAUAUACAUUAUAUUUUUUCUUUUUCUAUUUCUUUAAAGGCCGCUUUCAGUUGCUUGCUUAUUUGUUUGUAAUAAAUAUUAACUUUAUGUAAGAACUUAUUUAUUAAGAUGUAUCAUACUGUUAAAAUUGUAUUUAUUUAUUUUAAUAAAAUAUGCACUGUUAAUUAGCAUCAAA